UCCUCUCUGUGAUCUAGUGAAUCCAGUGUGAGACAUGUCCGCAGACACCGGGGACAGACCGGACCCCCUGGCCGCGGCCGGCUUCCUGACCCGGCUCUUCUUGUGCUGGUUGCCCCCCCUGCUGCGCCUUGGCCGCACACGCCGGCUGGAGGAGAGUGACCUGUACGACCUUUUGCCAGAGUACCGGUCGGACGCCCUCGGGGGGACGCUGCAGAGGUUGUGGGAUCGUGAAGUCAGAAAAGCUACGAAGGAACUGAGGAAACCGAACUUCACCCGGAUUCUGACUCAGUGCUUCGGGAGGUCGUUUGCUCUGGUUGGGUCGAUUGCAUUUUCAAUGGAGGCCAUUAAAGUGAUCCAGCCACUUCUCCUGGGGAAAAUAAUCCUUUACUUUGAGAAUUACAACCCAGACGACAGCAGGAGUCUGUACCUGAUCGAGGGCAUGAAGAUGCGAGUGGCCACGUGUCACAUGAUAUACAGGAAGGCUCUGAGUCUCAGCAGUGAAUCCAUGGGACAAACCACCACUGGACAAAUCGUCAACCUCAUUUCAAAUGAUGCCAACCGCCUCGAUGAGAUUACACUCAAUCUGCACUACCUGUGGGUGGGACCUCUGCAGGCGAUGGUGAUCAUCGUUUUCCUUUGGUAUGAGAUCGGCCAGUCGUGUCUGGCAGGCGUCGCAGUCGUCGCCCUCAUGCUGCCAGUGCAGACCGUGUUUGGAAAACUCUUUGGCAUCUUCAGGAGCAGAACGAUUGUCCUCACUGACAACAGAAUCCGUAUCAUGAACGAAGUGGUGUCUGGCAUCAGGAUCAUCAAGAUGUACGCCUGGGAGAAACCUUUCUCUGCUCUGGUUACUGAAGUCAGAAGGAAAGAAAUCAGUCAGAUACUGAAGAGCUCUUAUCUACGAGGACUCAACAUGGCGUCCUUCUUUGCCAGCAGCAAGAUCAUCGUCUUCGUCACCUUCACCGUCUACGUCCUGCUGGGAAACACCAUCACAGCCAGCAGUGUGUUUGUCACCGUGUCCCUCUACGGAACAAUCAAGCUCACAGUCACGCUCUUCUUCCCUCUGGCUGUGGAGAAGUUGUCAGAGACGAUAGUCAGCAUCCGGAGGAUCCAGAAUUUCCUCCUGCUCGAAGAGGUUGAGAGAAAAAACUCUGGGCUGCCUCUGGAUGAAAAGAAUAUGAUCUCCAUUGAGAUUCAGAAGAUGACCUGCUACUGGGAUAAGAGUUUGGACGCUCCAUCGCUCCAGAAUGUCUCCGUCACUGUGAAGUCGCACCAGCUCCUGACAGUAAUUGGACCAGUGGGUUCUGGAAAGUCAUCCCUGCUGAGCGCGAUCCUGAGAGAGCUGCCUCACGACACCGGGACGCUGCAGGUCAAAGGUCAGCUGACCUACGUAUCCCAGCAGCCCUGGGUGUUCCCGGGAACCAUCCGCAGCAACAUCCUGUUUGGGGGAGAACUCAACCCCCAGAAGUAUGAGAGGGUCAUCAGGGCCUGUGCUCUAAAGAAGGACCUGGAGCUGCUCCCGGAUGGAGACCUGACUCAGAUCGGGGACCGAGGAGCCACACUCAGCGGGGGGCAGAAAGCACGAAUCAACCUGGCGAGGGCUGUGUAUCAGGAUGCAGAUAUCUACCUCCUGGACGACCCCCUGAGCGCCGUGGAUGCUGAGGUCGGGAAACAUCUUUUCGAGCAGUGCAUCUGUGGCCUGCUGAAGAACAAGUCUCGUAUCCUGGUCACCCACCAGCUGCAGCAUCUCAAGCCAAAUGACCAGGUUCUGGUCUUUAAAGAGGGUCAUGUCAUGGCGCAGGGAACCUACAAGGAGCUGCAUUCGACUGGUCUGGACAUGACGUCGCUGAUGAGGAGCGAGGAGGAGCACGAGCAAUGGCCCCGCCCCCGGUCAGGUGACUCAGACAAACUGUCGCUGCGCAGCCAGACGACAAACUGCUCUCAAAGCAGCCUCCUGCCGCCGGAGAGCAACCGGACAGACCAACUUCCUGCUGAAACAGUCGGCACCAUGGCCGAGGAAACACGAGAAGAAGGACACGUCAGUGGCCACGUCUAUCUCAAGUACUUCACUGCAGGCUCCAACCUCCUGGUCCUACUGGUCGUAGUCCUGCUCAGUGUCAUAGCUGAGGUUGCAUACAUUCUUCAGGACUGGUGGCUUGUGUACUGGUCGAGAGCCAAGGGUUUGAACAGCACAGCCACUGUUGGCUACUCAAAUGGAAUCAACAUGACUCACACAGAUCAAACGUUCACACUCACGUUUUACCUCAGCAUUUACUCAGGUCUGACAGCAGCUGCCGUGGUCUUUGGCUAUGCCAGGAGUUUACUGAUCUUUCACGGGCUGGUGAGAUCGGCUCAGACGCUGCACAACAGCAUGUUCAACGCUGUCCUCCGCACGCCGGUUCACUUCUUUGACGUCAACCCUAUAGGAAGAAUUCUGAACAGGUUUUCAAAAGACAUCAGCCAGAUGGACUCGAUGUUACCCAUCACCUUUGUGGACUUCUAUCAGUUAUUUCUGCAGAAUACUGGCGUGGUGGUGGUGGCAGCCUCGGUCAUCCCUCUCAUCCUGAUCCCCAUCAUCCCACUGAUUCUUCUCUUCUUGUACUUGAGGCGUUUCUACCUCAGCACAUCACGAGACGUCAAACGUCUGGAGUCUACAACUCGCAGUCCCGUCUUGUCCCAUCUGUCUACGUCUCUUCAAGGCCUGUGGACAAUUCGAGCCUUCAGAGCUGAGGACAGGUUGAAGAAAGCCUUCGAUGCUCAUCAGGAUCUGCAUUCAGAGGCAUGGUUUUUAUUCCUGAUGACCUCCCGCUGGUUUGCACUUUGCCUUGACAGCAUUUGUGCCAUAUUUAUCACUUGCACAGCAUUUGCUUGCAUCUUCCUCAGAGAUGGGCUUGAGCCUGGAGCCGUGGGCCUGGUGCUCACUUAUGUUGUGACUCUAACGGGAAACUUCCAGUGGACCGUGAGGCAAAGUGCUGAGGUGGAGAACAUGAUGACAUCAGUGGAGAGGGUGGUAGAGUAUACACAGCUAAAGAGUGAAGCAUCCUUGGAAACCCAAAAGCAACUUCCUUCCGAUUGGCCAAGUCAAGGAAUGGUGACCUUCAACAAGUUAAACUUCUCCUACAGCUGCGACGGACCAGUGGUCCUCAAAGACAUCAGCAUCACCUUCCAGCCCAACGAGAAGGUUGGUAUCGUUGGGAGAACGGGUGCUGGGAAAAGCUCCCUGGUCUCAGCUCUGUUCCGUCUGGCAGAGCCUGAGGGAGAGAUCUACAUCGAUGGGGUUCUCACCUCUGAGAUCGGCCUCCAGGACCUGCGCCAGAAGAUGUCCAUCAUUCCUCAGGACCCAGUGCUGUUUACAGACACCGUGAGGAGAAACCUGGACCCUUUCAACCAGCACACUGAUGAAGACCUGUGGACGGCUCUGGAGGAGGUGCAGCUGAAGUCCGUGGUGGAGGGGCUUCCUGGGAAGUUGGAGAUGGUUCUGGCUGAGUCGGGCUCUAACUUCAGCGUGGGUCAGAGGCAGCUGGUGUGUCUGGCCCGAGCGCUGCUGAGGAAGAACCGCAUCCUCAUCGUGGACGAGGCCACGGCCAACGUGGACCCCAGGACAGAUGAACUGAUCCAACAGACCAUAAGGGAGAAGUUCAGAGAAUGCACCGUUAUCACCAUCGCUCAUCGACUCAACACCAUCAUAGACAGCGACAGGAUACUGGUUCUCAACAGCGGCACCAUCCAGGAAUUAGACCGGCCCUUCACACUGCUUCAAAACAAAGAGGGGGCUCUUUACAAAAUGGUGCAGCAGAUGGGUCCAACUGAGGCAGCCGCCCUGCUGGAGUCAGCCAGACAGGCAUCAAAGCCAUCCUGACAACCUGACAGCAGAUUUUAAACCAAGACACUCCAGAUGAAAGAAGUACCAGAGCACAACUGAGCUACCUGACACUGUUUUUUUUAUAUGUCUCAUUGUCACUGUCUCAUAUCCUCUUUUGUUUUGAUAAAGUUUUACAUGUACAA
Molecule: messenger RNA, 4002 nt
Organism: Limanda limanda (common dab)
Lineage: Eukaryota; Metazoa; Chordata; Actinopteri; Pleuronectiformes; Pleuronectidae
Product: ATP-binding cassette sub-family C member 4-like
Exons: 32
Coding region: 35-3856 (1273 amino acids)
Biological process (GO): transmembrane transport
Cellular component (GO): plasma membrane
Molecular function (GO): ATP hydrolysis activity; ABC-type transporter activity; ATP binding
Source: RefSeq, a predicted model, not a curated record